Molecule: messenger RNA, 1914 nt
Organism: Grosmannia clavigera kw1407
Lineage: Eukaryota; Fungi; Ascomycota; Sordariomycetes; Ophiostomatales; Ophiostomataceae
Product: homeobox transcription factor
Exons: 3
Coding region: 1-1914 (637 amino acids)
Biological process (GO): cell differentiation; regulation of transcription by RNA polymerase II
Molecular function (GO): RNA polymerase II cis-regulatory region sequence-specific DNA binding; DNA-binding transcription factor activity, RNA polymerase II-specific
Source: RefSeq, a predicted model, not a curated record
AUGAACAUGCACAUCGGCACGCCCACCCAGUCUUCCUCGGGCAUGGGCACACCCACGCCGAGCAUUCAGACAAAGAGUCUCGCCCAAACCCCGUCACCGUCCACCCCGACUACAAGCACCCACUCGUCCGCAUCGAAACGUCCUACGCGUAAGAGCACUUUGACUCAGCAGCAGAAGAAUCAGAAGCGGCAGAGGGCGACACAGGACCAGCUUACUACGCUCGAGAUGGAGUUCAAUAAGAACCCAACGCCAAAUGCCGAGACACGGCUCUUGAUAGCCGACCAGAUCAACAUGACCGAAAGGUCUGUUCAGAUCUGGUUCCAAAAUCGACGUGCAAAGAUCAAGCUUCUGGCGAAGAAGAGCCUCGAAACCGGCGAGGACAUCGAUAUGAUACCCGAGUCAAUGAGGGCUUAUCUCGCUAUGCAGGCGGCUGAGACUGGAAAGGGCCUCGGCGGUGCUUUCUACGGGCGCACCGGCUUGUUGGGCUAUGGUCCUGGCAUGCUUCUUGGCGGUGAACAGACAAACCAGGGCAAAGUUUUGAUACAUCAUCUUACGUGCCGGUCCCUGAGUAUUGGAAAGUGGAUGCGUGUCGGCCAAAACACGAUGGACCUCAUCGUGUUUUACUCUCCGGAUAAGUGCACAAUGACGUACUACAUCAACAAUGAGAACGCAGGAUACAAGAUCGAAUAUCCAUUCUCCUACAUCAAAAAUAUUUUCCUCGACAACAACGAAGACGAUUUGAACAAGGCCGGUGGCAUUGUUAUUGAGCUCAACCAGCCACCCAACUUCUUCAUGGACUCCUCUCCUAGCACGAAUGGAUUCUUCAUGGUUGGUGACUUCACCGAGAACCAGCAGGCCUCGCAGUGUCUUGUUCAUCAUCUUGGCGGCAACCCGAAAGUUCUGAGUGGCCAACUGGCGAAGCUCAUAUCUCUGGAGUCGUUCAUGACCCGCCAUAGCCCUCACAACCCACACAAUAUGGCCGUGGCUGCCGCAGCUGCUGUGGCAGCAGCAACGGGCUCAAAUGGUCAUAUGGCGGCGCCCAUCCACAUGGACUCCAUCCACAAUUUGUCCGUGUCGGCCCCGGUCUCACCCACCGGGCGUCCGUCGUCGCAACCAAACUUUCUCCAACCGCACGUUGGGCUGUUCCAAGAGACGCAAUGGGGCGUGGCCGGUGUAAACCAAAGCAUGCACUCUGGCCCAGGGCACAAGCGGCAGCGCAGUCGGUCUGUGCCCAUGGCGGUGGAUUUCUCGAUGUUGCAGACACCGAUGCCGUCUUUUUACAUUCAGCACCCCGGCGAGACGCAGCCACACCCGCACAACCCGAACAUCUACGCACCGAUCCCCCAGCAGCCCAAUGCGCUCAGUCCCGUUGGCCCGAAUCUACGGAUCGACACACAGGCUGGCUUUGGUCUGGACAUGCGGCAAUACCCAAUGUCGGCAACUACAGCGCCAUCUCCGUCUGACUACUCAAGCCCCAACUAUUUUGCUUCUCAGGUGCCGGAGUCUGCGACCAUGUCGGCAUCAAGCUACAACAAUCCUUAUGGCACGGCUUUUCUGUCGCCUAUGGUGGAUCCGCAAAACAUGGUGCCGCCGCAGUCUGUCUCUCCUUUGUCGUUUGACGGCCGUUCUGGUCCGUCAAUCGUGGACCAGUCGCCACCAAUGUCUAUGAUGGAGCGCAGCGCAUCUGCUGACAUAUACCCGAUGCAUGGCGGCUCCUCGGCCAUAUCCGACGACGGGACCAGCCUGAACGAGAUGUACUCGAAGCACACCAUAAAUCUGCCUCUGCACCAACAGUCGCCAUCAUCCUACACGGAGCAAAGUCAGGCCGAGCUUGCCAUGCACCAGCUGGUUCAGUUUGACGGUGUCGAUGCAGCCAGCCUGUCUCCUGACAGCAUGUCGCAUUCUGUGGCCUGA